GCCCCGGGCUUCGGGCUCUGCCAUGGCGGCUGCCGCGGCGCGCUGGAACCAUGUGUGGGUCGGCACCGAGACCGGCAUCCUGAAAGGGGUGAAUCUUGGGCGCAGGCAGGCGGCGAACUUCACGGCGACGGGACAGCCGCGGCGGGAGGAGGCGGUGAGCGCCCUGUGCUGGGGCGCGGGCGGCGAGGCGCAGAUCCUGGUGGGCUGCGCGGAUGGGACCGUGAAGCGCUUCGACACGGCUGAGGGCAUUUUCCAAGGCCAGAGACAUUGCCCCGGCGGGGAGGGCACGUUCCGAGGUCUCGCCCAGGCCGAGGGCAACCUCAUCACAUGUGUGGAUUCGGGGAUCCUCAGAGUUUGGCGUGAGGAUGAGAAGGAGCCAUCAUCUGACCCCCUCUUGGAACUGAAGGUGGGUCCUGAGGUGUGUAGAAUGCGCCAAGACCCAGCUCACCCGCACAUGGUUGCCACUGGUGGGAAGGAGAAUGCUCUGAAAGUGUGGGACCUGCAGGGAUCUCAAGAGCCUGUGUUCAGAGCCAAGAAUGUGCGGAAUGACUGGCUCAAUCUGCGGGUUCCCAUCUGGGAACAAGAUAUACAGUUCCUCCCUGAUUCACAAAAGCUUGUCACGUGCACGGGAUACCACCAGGUACGCAUCUAUGACCCAGCCUCACCCCAGCGCAGGCCAGUCCUGGAGGCCACCUAUGGGGAGUACCCCCUGACUGCCAUGACCCUCACUCCUGAGGGCAAUUCUGUCAUUGUUGGAAACACUCACGGGCAGCUAGCAGAAAUUGAUUUUCGCCAAGGGCGCCUACUGGGCUGUCUGAAGGGGCUGGCAGGCAGUGUCCGCAGUCUGCAGUGCCACCCUGCGAAGCCCUUACUGGCCUCCUGUGGCUUGGACAGAGUCUUGAGGAUACACAGGAUCCGGAAUCCACGUGGCUUGGAGCAUAAGAUUUAUCUCAAGUCUCGGCUGAACUGCCUCCUCCUGUCAGGCAGGGAUAACUGGGAGGAUGAGCCACAAGAACAAGAGCCCGAUAAGGCACCCUUAGAAGACACAGAGACCGAUGAACUUUGGGCCUCCUUGGAGGCAGCAGCCAAGCGGAAGCUUCCUGAUUUGGACCCCACUCAAGGGGCUCAUCAAACCAGGAGGAAAAAAAAGCGGCCUGGGUCCACCAGCUCUUGAAGACCCAGUGCCCACUCUGUAAAUAAACAGCUAAUACC
Perognathus longimembris pacificus (Pacific pocket mouse) is the source of this 1212-nucleotide messenger RNA. It is a transcript of the gene Wdr74, whose product is annotated as WD repeat domain 74. Gene Ontology annotation, molecular function: protein binding. Gene Ontology annotation, biological process: ribosomal large subunit biogenesis. The coding region runs from base 23 to 1174 and encodes 383 amino acids. The record is from RefSeq and is a predicted model, not a curated record. Gene Ontology annotation, cellular component: preribosome, large subunit precursor; nucleolus. The transcript is spliced from 11 exons. NCBI's taxonomy places the organism in Eukaryota, Metazoa, Chordata, Mammalia, Rodentia, Heteromyidae.